ACACCCGGCGGGGCUGGGCCGCGGCUCGCAACUGCCAUUUUGUCCGGACUCCUCGCCCCGAGCGGCCCCGUCCUGCCGAGCGGGGCACUCGGCUGUCCCGGCCGGCUCCGACCUCCCCGCCGCCCCCUCGGCUCUCCUCGGCCGGUGGCCCCGGCGGCCGGGCGGCGCGCUGAGGUGCGCGGAAGGGACGGCCCUGCCCGGCCGGCGGCUCCCGGCCCCGGCCCCUCGGCGGGGAGGCGGCUCGGGGGCGAGGCGUGGGGCCGGGCCGGCGCUGCCGAGCCUCCAGCAGCUGCCGGAGCCCAGCCGAGGCGAGCCGAGCCCGUCCUGCCCGCGGCCGCCGCCGGCCCCGUGGUUUUCAAUUUUACUGCUCAGCUACUUGCACUGUCCGCCCGGGCCCAGGGAGCCCCCCGAGCCGUGCUGGGGUGGCAGGGCUGCAGGCUGAGCCACGCAGGGAGUGGGUUCCUCAUGAGCUGGCGUUAGCUGCUGCGGAAAUUCCUUCGGGGCAGAGCUUCCUCUGCGUGCCCAGCGCAAUGCCUGUCCCUGAGCGCAGCCCUUGGGUGCUCUGACCUCGCCGACUAAUGGCAGUCCUCAAGAUGGCAGCCACGGCAGAAUUCAGCAGUGUCCGGUCAGUGGCAGAAGUGCCGGAGGGAGAUGAUGCUAAGCAUGUUUUCCAUCACAGAAUGUUCUUGGAACCUCAGGAGGAGAAGAGGGACUUGAAGGCUCUGAUGGUUAAGCGAGCAAAGGAAAUUUGCAGCUGCACUCCAGCCAAAGUUAAAGACUGUGUUUUCAGUCUCUUUCCCAUCUUGCAGUGGCUUCCUAAAUACAAACUAAAAGAGUGCCUACUGGGAGACGUAAUGUCUGGUGUGAUUGUGGGAGUCUUACUAGUCCCACAGUCAAUUGCCUAUUCUCUCUUGGCUGGACAGGAGCCUAUCUAUGGCCUUUAUACGUCCUUUUUCGCAGGCAUUAUUUAUUCCAUAUUUGGAACCUCUCACCACAUCUCCGUUGGUAUCUUUGGUGCACUUUGCCUGAUGGUGGGCCAAGUGGUGGAUCGUGAAGUGCAGAGAGCUGGCUACGACUUGGAGGCCACUGUUAGUGCCCACACGGAUACAGUCACACAGGUAAACACCACCAUUGUGCCUCUGAACCAGACGUCGCAGAUCCUGCUCUGUGAUAAAACCUGCUAUGCAAUAAAAGUGGGAGCCACCAUGACCUUCAUAGCUGGAGUUUAUCAGGUGGCCAUGGGUUUCUUUCAAGUGGGCUUUGUCUCAGUGUACCUCUCCGAUUCGUUGCUCAGCGGAUUUGUCACGGGUGCCUCCUUUACCAUCCUGACUUCACAAGCUAAGUAUCUCCUGGGUCUGGACAUUCCACGGAGCAGUGGCGUUGGCUCCGUCAUAACCACAUGGAUAAACAUCUUCAGAAACAUACACAAAACCAACAUCUGUGAUCUCAUCACCAGCUUCUUGUGCUUUCUUGUUCUUAUCCCAACCAAAGAGCUUAACGAACGCUUUAAAUCCAGGCUUAAGGCUCCAAUACCAAUUGAAUUAGCUGUGGUUGUGGCAGCUACUCUGGCAUCUCACUUAGGGAAGCUGAGAGAAACAUAUGGCUCGAGCAUUGCUGGAGAGAUCCCAACUGGGUUUCUGCCACCCAGACCUCCAGAAUGGAACCUGAUUCCUAAUGUGGCUUUGGAUGCAAUCCCCAUAGCCAUCAUUGGCUUUGCCAUCACAGUCUCCCUCUCAGAGAUGUUUGCCAAGAAGCAUGGUUACACCGUGAGGGCCAACCAGGAAAUGUAUGCCAUUGGCUUCUGCAACAUCAUUCCCUCUUUCUUCCAUUGCUUCACAACAAGUGCAGCUCUUGCCAAGACUCUUGUCAAAGAGUCAACAGGCUGUAGGACCCAGAUUUCUGGCAUAGUGACUAGUUUGUUAAUCCUAAUAGUCCUCCUUGUGAUUGCACCAUUGUUUUAUUCCCUUCAGAAAUGUGUCCUUGCUGUCAUAACUAUUGUAAACCUCAGAGGAGCCCUGCGAAAGUUCAAAGACCUGCCAAAAAUGUGGCAUUUGAGCAGGGUGGACACAAUAAUCUGGAUAGUUACUAUGGCAUCCUCAGCACUCAUCAGUACUGAGAUUGGUCUUUUGGUUGGCGUUUGCUUCUCUAUGCUCUGUGUCAUUUUCCGAACUCAGAAACCAGAGGCACCCUUGCUUGGCUGGGUGGCAGAGUCUGAAACAUACGAAUCCCUGUCUGCUUACAAGAACUUGCAAACUAAGCCAGGAGUCAUGGUGUUCCGUUUCGAAGCACCCCUCUACUAUAUCAACAAAGAGUGCUUCAAAUCCACGCUGUACAAGCAAACUGGAGUCAACCCAGCCCAGGUGAAGGCAGCAAAGAAAAAGGCAGCAAAAAGAAUGCUUAGACACAAAGAGAUGGGUUCUGGUGGCAACCAAACCGGCAUCUCCUUGGAGCUUGUCUCUGAACCCUUGGGGUUUCACACAAUAGUGAUCGACUGCUGUGCAGUACAGUUCCUGGACACGGCAGGAAUACGCACGCUCAAAGAGGUCUGCAAGGACUACAAGGAGAUAGAUGUCCAGGUGCUACUGGCCCAGUGCAAUCCUUCGGUGAGGAGUUCCCUGAUCCGCGGAGAAUUCUUCAAAGAGGGCGAGGACCACCUUCUGUUCCACAGCGUGCACCAGGCUGUGGACUUCGCAUUGGGUGUGCAGGAGCACAGUGGGACCUCUGCUUCUAAAAACUAGCUGGAGCAAGGCAGGAAAUUGGAACAAAGCCUGGAAAAAAAUGGGUGUGGUCUGUGUGUUUGUGUAUGAAACAUAUGUGCACUCAGAUGGAAAGAGGCAGGGUUGUUGGUAACACAUUGGUUACUGUGCAGUGUGUUUUAAUGCUUUACUUUGUCCGCCAGGUGUAAUGAUUCAAUAGGUGGUACUGAGUGAAGGCAUUUCUUAACUUGAUUGUGACCAGUCUGUGAACUGAAGAGUUUUCAUGUGGAUUUUCAUCUCCUUUCUCUUCUGUCAUCAACUUUCCGUUUCUGUUCGCCCCCCAAGUUUUAAUCAUCAGCAUUGAAGUCUGUCUGGAUGGGACAAGAUCCUGAAGGAGCCUGGGCAUCCUGUCUAGCAAAGUGCUACAAGGCAACAUAUUUUUUGUCCCUAGUUGUGUUAUUGCUUUUUCAUAUCAUCACACCUUUAUAUUUUUAAGGAAUGACUGACGGGGACUGUUGGCUCUGGUCUGUAAUGUGUAGUCCUUAGCUGGUGAUUCUGAGACAGCUAGGUAAGGAAAAUCUAGACAUGCAGGAAAAAAGUCUUAACGAAUAGCUUAUAACUACCUAUCACCUCUAAAUGCUUUGUCGUCAUCUUCUGACAGACUAAUGCAGCCAAAUCAACAGGGACAUGAUUUUCUAAUUUCUACACAGGUUUUUACAUGCCAGGAAAGAUUGUCUCUUUAGCUUGGUUCUCUUUGGAUAAUCUGGAAGGAUUUUUAUUCAGAGGAGAUUGUUUAGAAGUAUGAUUCAUGCUUAUGGUCAAUCAUUCAUUUUCCUAAUGUUUAGGAGCACUUCAGAAUUGUGAACAUUAGAUAUGGAGAUCUGUAAUUCAUGGGUCUCAACACACUGCAGCUCUUCAUAGCCAGUUUUACAAGCCAGGCAGAGUCACAGAAGCCAAAAUGAAAAGGGCCUCAUAGACUAGCCAGCAUCUGUCUAUGUCACACAGACUUUGUGUGUGAAUACAGGUUUUAUGGACCAUAAACCCUUUACACAUGUUCAGUCAUGGACGUUUUGGAAUGGGGAUGGUAGGCCAGAAAGUACAGUCAUUAGAAAAAGAGCCAGAGAGGAUUCUGCUGAAAGCUGUUCACCAUGUUAGUGUAAAUAAAACUUUGUACUUUGCUUUUAAAUUAUGCAGAACCGUAAAGAGUGUCUGUUGUUCACUCCAAAAUAGAAGCACUGAGUAGGAAGGCUCUUCUCUGUUCUUACAGCAAUAGAAUACAAUUAUGAAAGUAUAAUUGAAAGAUUAACUUUUUUUUUUUUUUUUUUUUUUUUUUUACUUAGUGCCAACUAUACCUAGCACACCAUACACAUUUGGAAGAGGGUGGUUUCUCCCAGGGGAGUUUGUAGUUUGUGCUGUGGUUUCUUGACAGCUUUUACAAAGGAAAAGAUGUUUUAUACGGACAAUAUGCUUAGUCUUAAUGAUUCAAAAAUAAUGAAUCAAGAAUCAAAAGGGUAAUAAAAUGCAAUAUAAAGUCAUGAAACAUCUUCUAAAUAAAAAUCUACUGUCUUUUUUUAGGAUUAUUUUCUACUUUUUUUCCUGAGCAACUAGUAACUGUUCACUUCUUUCAGUGAAAGCUGAAAUGUCACACGUCACUUCACUGUAGGAGCUGAGACCUCAAGAGAAGGAAUAGAUAGCAGAAAGAUGAGUCCCAGGACCUAGCAACAUUUAUAUGUUAAGUGUGUCCUACAUUUUUUAGGACAUUGUAGAAGCAUGUAGAAAUAUUGAGGAGAUGGGCAGAGGGACACACUGUAGCGUAUAACUGAGAUCCUAGAAUUAUGUGUUCUAGAACUGGCAUUAUUAAGGCAGAAGCAGGUCUUCAAAUACCAGAGAUAAAAUUCUAAUGCUUCUGCAGUGUUCAAAAAGCACAAAUAUUUUUCUUUCAUAGCCUUAGGGUGUGUUUAUACACGGAGAUGAAUCCCAAACAGCUACCGCUGUUUUGCUUUUUUUUUUUGCAUGAACUUUUUUAUUCUGUGCUGAGAAUCCCUUAUGCAGUUUGGAUAAUUAUAAUUAGCAAGCUUAUGUUACCAAAGCGGGGGCCAGCGUCGGGAGGGAGCAGCCAUGUCCUCAGCAGCUCCAGCAGCCAGGCUCCUGCUUCAGGAGGCCUUUUCACUUUAAGCAAAAUCCUCCAUGCCAUUUUUAAACACUGAUUGUAGCUAUUAUUUUUCAAGUCAGCAGAACAGUGCUAGAAGUGCCCUCUCCUCAAAGUUGUGAUGAAAAAUUAAAUCACAACAACCAAUAAACGGUGCACUCUGUUGAGGCAAAUUUUCGUGCUUACCCCCAGCCACUCUUUCUCACUCCCUUGCCCCUCGGGCUUGUAGCUGAGAGGGAGAGGAGGACUGAGAAGCUGCUCUGGCCCACCAGGAGACAUCCUCUGAAGCAGGGAUAAAGUAAAGUAGAAGUUGUUUUGGGUGAGUCUUUCCUCUCUACACUCUCAUGAUGACUUCUACCCUUUCCAUGCUGCCCAGGUGAAGAUUUUUUUGACCUGUAACUGUACAGUAGGGUAACAGAAGGAGAAAUCAGAAAAUAUUAACAUUUCUUUCAAAUUCAUUUCCACUUGUGCCAGGAAGGGAGGAAUAAGAGUGUUAACUUCCAAGAUGCAGUAGUUCCACAGCUGUCAGGAUGCAUAUUUGUAGCACCUGGGUAUUUGUUUGCAUUAAAGCACAAUAAAACAGCCAUAAAUUGAUUUUCAAAGAAUUAAUUUGGAUUACAGCUAAAAGAUACACUAAAGUGAUUUAUGUUCAGGUAGAGCACAUUAUGCUUGGCUGCACUGCUGUUUGUGUAGCCGCAACUGGCAGUGUAGCUUCCAAAUUCCAUUUCAAACAAAACAUUAAAAAAGCAUAGUAAAGUCCAGUGGUGAAAGCAGCCAGCCAAACAGAAGAACAACUUCUGAUGUUCUUAUUUAAGAUAAUAUCCGGAGGCCACAGUUUAUCCUCUGUAUAAACUGACACAGCCCUGGUUAAAAGGGAACAGAAAUAAAUAGCAGUUGUCAGAGAGUUUAGUGUAAUAGAGAGUCACUGGACAUUAACUGGAGAUUAGAGCUUAUCAUGGCAGGGAUUUCUUUAAACUGCAAUUUCAACCAUUUUCCUUUUAGGCCAAUAUUUUGUUUUUAAUGGAGAUGUGAGUCUAAGCAAAAGCAAGCCUCCUUCGUAAGAGGAGUAUGCUUCAGUGUUUUUAUGGACCCUUUAGAAGUAAUCCAACUUCAUAUUUAGGAAUCAGGGACCACAGCUGAAAACUGUUUCCCUAAAAAAUUUGAUUUAUAAAGGAAUUUCAGACAUGUGUACGUGCCUUUUGCAGCUGUUUGACGAAUGCAGCAGCUGUAUUUACACCAGUUAAACACCAGUUGUGUUUCUGUGAUGUGGCUGUUUUCUGUUCUGGAAGGGGCUCUUCUGCCGUCUGCUGUCUAAAAUAGACAGGGGAAUGCAUGUACUGGAUUUUAAAAGGAAAAGUCUGCAUACCCACUGCCAUCUAGCCCUUCUCUCAUCCCUGUCUCACAGCGUAACAUGUAGUCUAUGGGAAGAAGGAAUCCCAGAAUGAUUGUUUUUGGGAACACUUCUCUGACCAGAGAGCAGUGACGUUUGUCCCAGCCACAGCUUUCAGAGCGCUGGGCCAGCCUGGAAUGUUGUGUAAACCCCCUGAUCUCUAGCAACUCUUCUCCCAAAGGCAUUAAUCCAGCAAUUACCCGUCUAAAUGAGGAAUUAAGAGAUAAUUAACGUAUUCAUUAAUGAUAACAGUACAGCAUUAUGGAAAUGAAUACUCACAGUCUCAGCCAUGUUAAAUGCUCCUGGAAAUGUCUUUAGUAUUCUCCUGCAAAAUGUCAGAUUUCUGCAUUUAUUGCUGCCGUAUAUAGCAGGUUCAACUCCUCCUAAUGUGCCAAUUGCAGUAAUAAAUGUUUAACCUUUGUAAAUGUUUUGAUGCAGAAACAGUUUUCAGUCUACUUCGUAAAGUGGAAAGGUGCUGCCAGUAUGCACAUGGUGCUUAUCUUUGGAUUUAUGAUGACAUGAUCAGCCCCAGUCUUGUGCGAUUUAGUGAUCCUGAUUUCCUAGUAAGUCACUGCCGCUACAGCUGCUGCUCCCUAAUUCGCUGCCAGAUCCACCUCAUCACCUUCUUCCAUGCCUCUUUUUGUGUUUUGCUUACAGUCAAAUACAUACAGUGUGUUUGACUGUAAGCAGAAGAAUUGUAUAUUUUGCUAUUGCCUGUGAACUGCUACUUAGUUUUUGCACCAAGGCUAAAGCAAAAAGCUAUAAAACAGCCCCAAAAUAUCCCGGUCCUCUGGGCUCUGAGCCUGGGAGGAAGGGAGCUGCGGGCAGCUAGUGUGCCUUUUUCCAUAAUGAGUGUAAUAGUAACGCAGGGACCAAGUUCCUGCUCAGUGCUGCUGCAUGAGUCAGUGUCCUGUACUAGGUAUUACCAGGGAUUUCUGGUUUUGUGCUUAUUUAUUUUUAUGUAAUUUUAAUCUAAUUCUGUACUGGGAUCCCCUAGCCAGGGCAGUCGAGCUGCCAUGACUUCCUCACUCCCUCCCCACCGGGCUGCAGUGAUGAAUGGAGGGAUCCUCUCUCUUGAGAAAAAAACACAGCAGUUCCUUCAUCUCUGCUUGCUUCUGCUGGCUUGUGCCAGCAGAAAAUCCAUCGCUGACAGGCCUGGCAUGCAGAGGGGAGGUUCUGCAGGUAGAAGAGCAUCCUGGCUGCCACUCUGUGCUGGAUCCUAGAUCUACAUCUCAAACCUUACUUGAAAAGACCAGCAACACUGCACAUCUCCCCAGAUCCAGUUCUUUGAAUCUUCCGCCCAAGGGCUGUGCAACCUCACUGUGCCUAGCUGCCUGCUGCCAGCACCCUGGUGUUGAUGCUAGGAGUUUUUAAGGAGGUCAAAGGCAUCACCCACGCGACUGGACUGUCAUAGACUGCUGGUCUACCAGAAGAUCAUAGAACAAACUGGAACGAGGAAACCCUGUUAGUUGAGGGUGAAACUCUUCAGGCAGAUAGUUUGUUUCAGGGUAUUAUCUUCUGGGUUUUCUUUCACAUGCUUUGGAAAGGUGAUUAAGUGAUCAAGGUGAUUUAAACUUUGUUUUAAUAGCAUUAGCUGAGCUAAUGAAGCUGCCAUGGAGGUAGCAGUCGUCUACUGCUAAUGCCAUACAACGUGCUUUGUAUCUGUGGAGCUUGUUGUGCUUUGUGUCUCAGUCUAGGAUGCUAAUAUUGAUGUAAGUGUCUGCACUAGAGGGUUUUACACGUCUGCUAUGCUGGCAUAGCUAGAAGGGUCAAUCUCUUCAGUGCAGAUGAGGCACUGUGCCUUUGCACUUUGAAUAACGUUGUUACGUCCCAAGAAUUACUUGCACUCAGUUGUCAUGUUUAUAAGCCUUUGGUGGAGCAGCUGCACAUGUGAGAAGCCACUUGUCUUUAUUAUUUCAAUCAAAUUCUACCUGAGGUGGAAAUCAUUUUGGGUCUUGCUUUUUCUUUUGAGAUGACUACAAUGCUAAAAGUGAGGCCUCUGGCUAAGUAAAAUUUCAAAUAUUUAAUACAUAUAUAUGUAUUUAGUGCAUAAUAUAAUUAGUACUUUUCUAUUGUGUUUUAUAAAUAGGCACAUUGCUAUUUUUCUAAUGUGCAAAUACAUAAAAUAUUACAACAUUUGAUGGAGAAUCAAAUCCCUGUUGUGGAAAUGUACUGCCUAAAAUACUUGGAUUGCCAAUCUCUGCAGCAAUGAAAGCACUUCAUUCUUAGUCCAGCUCCCAGGUGAUCUCAAGACUCCACAGGACAAUAGGGAACCAAACAUUUUGCUGGACUUGGGUCCAAGUUUUUAAUGUCUAAUCUUUGUCUUUAGGAAUAAAAUUUUGUGUAUAUUUGAAGUGCAGCUGAAACAUGCUUAGAGGGGUGAAGCUUCCCUUUUUCUGGUAAGCACACGGUGAUUUGAUUUCAUCACCUCUGGUUGCUAACAAUCAUUUCUGGUACCAUAGUAUGCUAUGGGAUAUGAUUUCUGAAUUAUUUUAAAUUCAGAGUGAUUUUAGAUAUUAUUCGUGACAUAAUGUUUUGCAGAAUAAAUAAUAUGGCAAAAAUUGCCUGGAGCAGCUUUUUCACAUUUGGGAAUCCACUUAAACAAACAUGACUUCAUGAAUGGAACAGGCCACGUUGGCUAGCUGACCUGAGCAGUUUACAGUAGUUUAUUCCCAAAUAGUUUGCAGAAGUUGCAUAGCACAUAUAAGAGAUUGCCUUUUUAUUGAUUUAUCUGUGCGGUACAAAUGAGGUGUAACAUUUCCCCCGGUCUGGUGCUGGGAUCUAUGGUGCUGGGGAAACUGCCUGCUGCGUGGCUUUGCUCCGUGCUGGGUGUGUUUGCUAAUGCAGACUUCACUUUGCCUUGGGCACAGCCUGAGAAGGGAUGCGAUGCCAUCAGCUCCUCGCUGAGGGCUGUACUAGCUGACCAAAAUUUGCCACAAGAGUUGUAUUGUGUCAGUUGUUGUCAUACCAAAAACAUGUAACAGUGGGUUAUAUCCUCUGCUUAUUGUUGCCUUUCCUUUACACUGUCUCCAUCUGUUAGUUCUUUAUCAAUUGUCAUUUUUAAAUGCUAAUGUGCCUUAUUGUCAUUGUAGAAGAUGUUAGCACAGCAAUUUUUAUCAAAUGUGGUAAAAUCUUUGUGAUUUCUUUACCAUCAUUAAAAGAUAUUUAUGUUGU
This is a messenger RNA of Anas platyrhynchos (mallard), 9409 nucleotides long. The record is from RefSeq and is a predicted model, not a curated record. NCBI's taxonomy places the organism in Eukaryota, Metazoa, Chordata, Aves, Anseriformes, Anatidae.